GUUGGCGAAUAGCAAUUUUUGCAUUGAAAUAUCAAUUUCCGCACAGGUAUAGCAUUUGAAAAAAGAAUUACAGCUAUUCGUGUAACAUCUGUUGUGAAGAAAUAGAUUCUACAUUAAUAUAAAUGAAUUUAUUGAGCUAAAUAUAUUUUACAGUUUUCUUUACAAUUGAACAAUUAAUCUCUCUUUUAAUUCUUUGCACGUAAUAAUAAUAAUUAAAAAAACAAAAAAAUUUACAAUUUUAUAUACCUCUUUGAACACUAAUUAAAACAGUAUUAAUAGAAUAAUAAAUAGUAUACUUGAAGAACAAGAUGGAGUAGCCCACAGCAGAAGAUAUUUCAUCAUUGAAAUAUUCUCCUAACGAGUUGAAUGAAAUUCGAACCUGUCAGUGGAAAAAAUAAUCGAUGAGCCCAGUACUGUCAUGCAACCUUGGCUAGUUCGUUGAUGAUUACAGACCAGAUUUGCUGGAGCAUAAAAAGGCGCCGCCUUUUGACCGCUACCAUGUUGCCCUUCGAUGAGUCGUAAUCACUACCUGGCGACUCUUCUAGCCUAUUUCCUGUGUUUAUAAAAUCUUCAAAUACCCACCGUUGCCUGUUUACUGUAGUACGACCGGCUUGGAGAACACAUCUCCGGUGGUGCGCCUCAUGUUCCGAGAUGCACCCUCGUGCAUUCUAUACGCUUGCACUCAUGCUUCUCGUGGCUGGUGACGUUGGAUGCGACGACAAAACGAAAUGGUACGUUGGCCUGCAGUCUGUGUUCAAGAAUUGUCCGCUGGAGUCUUGGAGGAACGCGGGUCAGGACGAAUUUAUGGAGAAGCUGAAGAGGUGCAUACAGGAACACGUGUUGGCUGUUCUGGAUUCCAUCCUCGUGAACGAUGUUAUACCAGUUUUCGACGGCCUCUACCUAGUGCGAUUCCAACAGGAUAGAACGAAUUCCACGGAUAACUAUACCAAUAGUGAAUUAGAGGACGAUACAAACUGGACAGCGAUGAUCUUGAAACGGCUAAUAGGCGUUCUACGUACACACGUUUUCAAGGUCGACGUGGACCACCUAGUCGACAGCACCCUUUCACCUGUUAACAAUUCCGAGACAGAAUUAAAUGGAAACAUAUUUGAAGGUCGAAGACGUCGAUUUCGUCGCAAAUACAACAACGUAUUGCCGUUCAUGAUGAUGGGCUUCCUGUUGAUGGGUUCCAUCCUCGUGCCCAUGGGUUUCCAGUUUCUCGCCGUUCUGGGUGGCAAAGCGUUAUUGCUAGCGAAGAUGGCUCUAAUACUGUCCAGCAUACAGGGGCUGAAGAAAAUUGCGACGAACGGUGUGAAUUAUGGACUGUAUCACACCCAGGUGGAUGGCUGGCACGACAGAAGCCAUAUAGAGACACCCUCGCAUCUAGAUUUACCUUUCCAACCUCAUAUUCGUCCUUAAACCUCAGGAAUAUUCCUAUUAAACCAUUUUCUUUGCCGAGGGAGGUGGCUCAAACUUAAUGCUUAGCGUUAAUGCGCUGAUAUAUGAAUAAAAUGUUUGCAAAUUGUGCUUGUUGUUAGAGUAUGAAGACUGCUAAAUGUUACUUUCAAAGCGUUCACACUGUAAAUAAAUGAGAAAAUCCGUGUUGGGAUGCGAGAUAACUGUAAAGGGCUCUCUGUGGUGCGUUAAAUGGUACCCGUUAUCGUUAACACUAUGUAGGAUUCUAAAACAGACUUGGAAACUUUUUCUUCAACUAGCCCCUUGUAGUAUGCUUCCCUACAGACACCAAGAAUCCUUUCGGACAGUCGGCGACGCACGGUACAUGUACUUAGAAAAUUUCUAAAUUUCUAAUAAUGUCAAUUUAAAGAAUCUGAAGAACAUUAACGCCAAUGUAAACGAGGGAAAUUAAGAAACGUUUUAACAUUAUUAUGCUUCCCUACAGACACCAAGAAUCCUUCCGGAGAGUCGGCGACGCACGGUACAUGUACUUAGAAAAUAUCUAUAUUUUUAAUAAGGUUAAUUUAAAGAAGCUGAAGAACAUUAAUACCAAUGUAAACGAGGGAAAUUGAGAAACGUUUUAACAUUAUGUAGAAUUGUAAGACAGACUUGGAAACUUUUUCUUCAACUAGCCCCUUGUAGUAUGCUUCCCUACAGACACCAAGAAACCUUCCAGAGAGUCCGCGACGCACGGUACAUGUACUUAGAAAAUUUCUAAAUUUCUAAUAAUGUCAAUUUGAAGAAUAUGAACAACAUUAACGCCAAUGUAAAGGAGGGAAAUUAAGAAACGUUUUAACAUUAUGUAGAAUAGUAAGACAGACUUGGAAACUUUUUCUUCAACUAGCCCCUUGUAGUAUGCUUCCUUACAGACACCAAGAAUUUAGAAAAUUUUUAAAUUUCUAGUAAUAAAGUCACGUUGAUAUCCCUAUAACAAUUGUUUUCUGGUGAAACGACACAAGUAAUUGUGGUGUCGUUUAAAGAACUUGAAGAACAUUAACGCCAAUGUAAACAAGAGAAAUUAAGAAACGUUUUACUUGAACAAACAAUCGACGACAAAGCGAUGGUAAGAGAGCAACUGUGAGUGAAAUAUCACGGCAAAUCUCACGGACGUGAUUUAAUCAAAUUCAGAGGCAUCACAGUGAAUAAUUCAGUUCUUUUCGUUUCGAACGCAUCAACUUCUAUUCUUGUUUAACGAUGAAUACACUUUGUAUAAUCGAUAACCUUCGUAAAUACGACAUCCUCUCAUCGCUGUAUUCUUAUUCAUGUUCAAUUAAAAUAUUUAUUGCUCU
Molecule: messenger RNA, 2744 nt
Organism: Osmia lignaria (orchard mason bee)
Lineage: Eukaryota; Metazoa; Arthropoda; Insecta; Hymenoptera; Megachilidae
Gene: Osi23
Product: DUF1676 domain-containing protein Osi23
Cellular component (GO): membrane
Source: RefSeq, a predicted model, not a curated record